AUGGCACCCUCCCCCUCCUCCGCCCAACACCGCCCUCAUUCUACCUCCCUCCGCAACUCCCUUUCCUGGCUUUUCCUUUCCUUGUUCUUCCUCUACAUCCUCUACUAUUCCACCAUCCUUUUCGAACCUGCACCUGUCGUCGACACCACCACCAGAACCACAACAACUAACACCACAACCGACUGCCACGAUCACCUCUCUGCUGCGGAAAAUCUCCAAAAUCCCAUUUCCUCCUCUAACACCACCAUACCUGAACCAUUAUCAACCCAACCGGUUCUCCGUUUUGAUACCGAACUCAAACAUAUUGCAUUCGGGAUUGCGGCCUCAUCUAGACUAUGGCGGAACAGAAAGGAAUAUAUCAAGCUAUGGUGGCGACGUGGGGAGACCAGGGGGGCUGUUUGGCUAGACAAGCAUGUAAAAACCAUGAAAAAUGAAAGCCUACCCGACAUCCACAUCUCUGAGGAUACCUCAAAGUUUCCAUACACAAACCCCGAUGGGGAUAGGUCCGCCAUCCGUAUAUCUAGAGUGGUUUCCGAGACACUGAGACUGGAAAUGGAGGAUGUGCGGUGGUUUGUCAUGGGAGACGACGACACUGUAUUCAUUGUGGAGAAUUUAGUGAGGGUUUUGUCUAAAUAUGAUCACAAUCAGUUUUAUUAUAUCGGGUCUACGUCAGAAAGUCAUUUCCAGAACAUGUUAUUUUCGUACGGGAUGGCUUUUGGUGGCGGUGGGUUCGCCAUCAGUUACCCAUUGGCUGUGGAGUUGGAGAAGAUGCAGGACCGGUGUCUUCAUAGAUAUCCUGGUUAUUAUGGAAGUGAUGAUAGAAUGCAUGGUUGUAUGGCUGAACUUAAUGUCCCACUCACCAGAGAACCAGGAUUUCAUCAGUUUGAUGUGCAUGGGAAUCUCUUGGGUCUAUUAGCAGCCCAUCCAGUAACUCCAUUUGUCUCUCUCCACCACCUAGAUGUAGUCGACCCAAUAUUUCCAGGAAUGACAAGAGCUCAAGGCAUCAAACACUUGCUACAAUCGACUAAGUAUGAUUCUGCAAGUAUCAUACAGCAGUCCAUUGGCUACGACAAGAAAAGGCAAUGGUCCAUUUUGGUCUCAUGGGGUUUUGCCAUCCAAAUUAUACGUGGAAUCCUAUCUCCAAGAGAGCUUGAGAUACCUACUCGCACAUUCCUAAAUUGGCACAAAAGGCUCGAUUACACAGCAUAUGCAUUCAACACCAGGCCUGUCACAAGGAACCCAUGCCAGAAGCCAUUCGUGUAUUACAUGAGUUCAACUAGGUAUGACAAAAGUAAGGGGAAGAUCAUUGGGAUCUAUACUCUUCAUAAAGAACGCUACCCUCAUUGCAAAUGGAAGAUGGAAUCUCCUGAAACUAUUGAUACAAUCGUGGUCUUAAAGAAGGAAGAUAAUCUUCGUUGGACAAAGGCACCAAGGAAGGAUUGUUGUAGAGUGCUGCCUGCUCGUAAGAAAGGAAUUCUAUACUUGUGGGUUGGUAAUUGUCGAAAAAAUGAAGUCAUCGAGUUGUAG
Cynara cardunculus var. scolymus (artichoke) is the source of this 1527-nucleotide messenger RNA. RefSeq lists its product as uncharacterized. NCBI's taxonomy places the organism in Eukaryota, Viridiplantae, Streptophyta, Magnoliopsida, Asterales, Asteraceae. Bases 1 to 1527 code for a protein of 508 amino acids. The transcript has 3 exons. Gene Ontology annotation, molecular function: acetylglucosaminyltransferase activity. The record is from RefSeq and is a predicted model, not a curated record.